Sardina pilchardus (European sardine) is the source of this 1470-nucleotide messenger RNA. RefSeq names its product retinal pigment epithelium-derived rhodopsin homolog (gene rrh). Lineage: Eukaryota; Metazoa; Chordata; Actinopteri; Clupeiformes; Clupeidae. Gene Ontology annotation, cellular component: photoreceptor outer segment; plasma membrane. Gene Ontology annotation, biological process: visual perception; cellular response to light stimulus; G protein-coupled receptor signaling pathway. The record is from RefSeq and is a predicted model, not a curated record. Bases 97 to 960 code for a protein of 287 amino acids. Gene Ontology annotation, molecular function: G protein-coupled photoreceptor activity. The transcript is spliced from 7 exons.
AGACAUACAACAUUCCUCACAGUGAUGCAGCUGGACAGAUGACAAGAUGCACUGACAGGUGUAAUCAGUUUGGCCAGUAACUUUGUGGUCCUAGGGAUGUUUGUGAAGUUCAAGGAGCUGCGGACCUCCACCAACACCAUCAUUAUUAACCUGGCCUUCACAGACAUUGGGGUGGCUGGCAUUGGCUAUCCUAUGUCUGCUGCGUCUGACCUGCACGGCAGCUGGAAGUUCGGCUACACCGGCUGCCAGAUCUAUGCGGCUCUCAACAUCUUCUUUGGGAUGGCAAGCAUAGGGCUUCUAACAGUGGUUGCCAUCGACCGUUACCUCACAAUUUGCAGGCCUGAUAUAGGUCAAAAGUUGAGUAAGCGCUGGUACAGGACGAUGAUCUUGGCAGCGUGGCUGAAUGCAGUGUUCUGGUCCUCCAUGCCAGUAAUCGGCUGGGCCGGAUAUGCUCCUGAUCCCACCGGAGCCACAUGCACCAUCAACUGGAGGAAGAACGAUGCGUCGUUUGUGUCCUACACCAUGUGUGUGAUCCUGGUGAACUUCCUCAUUCCCCUCUCCAUCAUGUUCUACUGCUACUACCACGUCUCUGUUACCGUCAAGAGAUACAAGGCCAGCAACUGUCUGGACAACGUCAACGUGGAUUGGUCCGACCAGAUGGACGUCACUAAGAUGUCCAUUUUGAUGAUCCUGAUGUUCCUGGUGGCCUGGUCACCAUACUCUAUAGUGUGUUUGUGGGCGUCAUUUGGAGACCCGCGGAAAAUCCCAGCCCCUAUGGCUAUCAUUGGCCCUCUCUUUGCCAAAUCCUCCACAUUCUAUAAUCCUUGCAUUUACGUCAUUGCCAAUAAGAAAUUCAGAAGAGCCAUCGCUGGAAUGCUUCAAUGCCAGACCCGACAACGAAUCACAAUCAGCAGCAGCCAGGUUCCCAUGACAAUUUCUCAGCUGCCACUCAACCAGUAAAGGUCACACAUCUCUGAGGGAAUGGUAACAUCUAGCAUCCCAUAAUAAUCCUCUGUGGAGCGCUGGUCGUUACAGAGAUAAGCUUCUUUUUGUCUGAACGUCUUCAUUAUCCACCUGUAAAGGUGAAGUGUGCCCAUAAGUUUUUCUGUAAAUGAGUGAUAUUGUCUGCUUUUUUUCUUUCGUUUUUACUUUUAUGUCUUGUUCUGUUUGUCACGUUAUCAAAAACAGAAUAUUUAAGUCACCUUCACAUUCUACCAAUUUAGGUUGAAUUAUUAAAAAGCUCUAUGCUUUAUCUUCAACGCCAAUUUGACCACCUAAAGGUCUCCCUCAAAAUUAAUUUUGUUCAUGUUCUAAAAUAUUACCUUGAAUUGUCAUGUUUACAGUGGUGUGGUAUUUUAAUUUAAGACCAAAUGUCUUUAAAAUGUGCUGAAGACCUGAAUAAAGGAUGUUCUAAAUAACAUUAUAGGUGGAAAAACAUGCUUCAGUAUCUUUCAGUGUCUGAUGGGAAAU